GCCCUUGGUCGUGCAGUCCAGAGGACUGGAUGGCAUGCUGGACCCAAGCUUGGCUCAGCGUCAGGGCCCAAUAGCGGCUAUUCCAAGGGAGCAGCUUUCUGUCCUGGGCACUCUGAGGCGCAUAGCGUAAUGUCCAUGUUGUUCUACACUCUGAUCACAGCGCUUUUGAUUGGCAUCCAGGCAGAACCACUGGCAGAGAGCAAUGUCCCAGCAGGACACGCUGUUCCCCAAGCCCACUGGACUAAGCUUCAGCAUUCCCUCGACACAGCCCUCCGCAGAGUCCGCAAUGCCCCAGCAGGGGCGAUAGCCGCCCGGGUCUCUGGACAGAGCAGCAACAUCACCGUGGACCCCAAGCUGUUCAAAAAGCGCAGACUGCACUCCCCUCGUGUGCUGUUCAGCACCCAGCCCCCACCAUUGGCUGCCGACGCUCAGGAUCUGGAUUUGGAGGCUGGCAGCGCCUCCCCCUCCAACAGGACUCACAGGAGCAAGAGGUCGUCCCACCCCAUCCACCAGCGGGGUGAGUUCUCUGUGUGUGACAGUGUCAGCGUGUGGGUCGGAGACAAGACCACAGCCACAGACAUCAAGGGCAAGGAGGUGAUGGUGUUGGGGGAGGUGAACAUCAACAACAGUGUCUUCAAACAGUACUUUUUUGAGACCAAGUGCCAAGCACCCAAUCCUUCAGACAGCGGGUGCAGAGGCAUUGACUCCAAGCACUGGAACUCCUAUUGCACCACCACACACACCUUCGUCAGGGCUCUGACCAUGGACGACAAGCAGGCGGCCUGGCGGUUCAUUCGGAUCGACACAGCCUGUGUGUGUGUGCUCAGCAGGAAGACAGGGAGAAGAGCCUGAGCCCCACACCAGCCCCACUCUCCUCCAGCCCCUCCACACGCUCCUGGGCCCCUCCCUACCUCAACCUGUAAAUUAUUUUAAAUUAUAAUGAUUGCAUGAUAAUUUAUAGUUUAUACAGUUUUAAAAAUCAUUAUUUAUUAAAUUUUUGGAAGCAUC
Molecule: messenger RNA, 1008 nt
Organism: Sorex fumeus (smoky shrew)
Lineage: Eukaryota; Metazoa; Chordata; Mammalia; Eulipotyphla; Soricidae
Gene: NGF
Product: nerve growth factor
Exons: 2
Coding region: 130-852 (240 amino acids)
Biological process (GO): memory; negative regulation of neuron apoptotic process; nerve development
Molecular function (GO): nerve growth factor receptor binding; growth factor activity
Source: RefSeq, a predicted model, not a curated record